Xyrauchen texanus (razorback sucker) is the source of this 4063-nucleotide messenger RNA. Its product is annotated as gastrula zinc finger protein XlCGF8.2DB-like. Lineage: Eukaryota; Metazoa; Chordata; Actinopteri; Cypriniformes; Catostomidae. The transcript is spliced from 3 exons. Bases 275 to 1360 code for a protein of 361 amino acids. The record is from RefSeq and is a predicted model, not a curated record.
CCAGCUUAAUGCUGCCAGGUUGGAAGUUUGCUGCUCCCUCUAAAGGACUUGUAUUUUGAAAUCAGUCUUGACCAGUUGUACUGUUGUUCACCAUUUUGUUCAGUUGCAGCAGGAAGUAGUAUGUAGAGCACAGGGCUGCAUUUAUAUGCAUCAAAUAUUUUCUUUUACACCUUUUCUGAGAGACUGUUUGCCUGUCAAGAAAGAGGAAUAAGGUGGUAUUUUAAGAGGAACAACUCCUAGUGUAAUUGAAGUCUAAUGACAUACUAUUGUAAAAAUGAAGUCCAUUAAAGAGGAGAGUGAUGGCUUGAGUGAUCCAGAGCCAUCAAUAGUGAAACAUGAAGAUACAGAAAAACAAAGAGACUUGCUGGAAGUGAAAAUGGAAAGCCAAGGACUGAAAGAUGAAGUGGAGAAUCAUGAGAAUGAUAAAUCUGAUUUAAUUUUUGAUGAAAAAUCUUCUAGUUGCCCAGAGAUUCAAAAUAAUUUCUCACAAAAAAGUACUCGAAGAGCAAGAGCAAAAAAACUCUUUACAUGUCAUCAAUGUGGAAUGAGUUUCAUGCACAAAGGACACUUUGAGAGUCACAUGAUAAUUCACACCGGAGAGAAGCCUUUUACAUGCUCUCAAUGUAGAAAGAGUUUCACAUUCAAAAGAAAUCUUAACACUCACUUAAAACUUCACUCUGGAGAGAAGCCUUUUAUAUGCCUUCAAUGUGGAAAGAGUUUCGCACGAAAAGCACACCUUCACAGUCAUAUGAUAAUUCACAAUGGAGUGAAGCCUUUUACAUGUUCUCAAUGUGGAAAGAGUUUUGCAAUAAAAGAAGUUCUUGAGAGGCACCUGAAAAUUCACACUGGAGAGAGGCCUUUCACAUGCCCUCAGUGUGGAAAGAGUUUCACACAAAAAGGACACCUUAAGAGUCACAUAUUCAUUCACACUGGAGAAAAGCAUUUUACAUGCUCUCAAUGUGGAAAGACUUUUGCACUAAAAAGAGAACUUGAGGAGCACACGAGAAUUCACACUGGAGAGAGGCCUUUCCCAUGCCUUCAGUGUGGAAAGAGUUUUGCACGAAAAGCAGUUCUUGAGAGGCACCUGAAAAUUCACACUGGAGAGAGGCCUUUUACAUGCCCUCAGUGUGGAAAGAGUUUCACACAAAAAGGACACCUUAAGAGUCACAAGAUAAUUCACACUGGAGAGAAGCCUUUUACAUGCCCUCAAUGUGGAAAAAGUUUUGCCAUAAAAUGGGAUCUUGAGAGGCACCUGAGAAUUCACUCUGGAGAGAAGCCUUUCCCAUGCCUUCAGUGUGGAAAGAGUUUCAAACAUGCAGGCUAUCUCACAAUUCAUCAGCGCAAUCACAUUAGAUCUUAACUGUGAUCGAGCAGCAAAAAAAAAAUUGCAUCUAAAGGUACACCUAACAACUCAUGCAACUGAGAAGACUUAGUGUGUUCUUUUUGUGGAAAGAGUUUGACUGCCUCAGGAACCCUGAAAGCACACGAGAGAGUGCAUACUGGAUAGUGAGCAAAGUUCAUCUUCAGGGCAGAGUUGUGCCAGUUUAAUGAAUGACACCCGCCAAAAAAGCCUUUUACAAUACAGUUUCGCAGGAGUCAAAAUUCUAAAUGCACCCUAAUCCUUUACAGCAGUCAAUAAUUCCCCACAUUAUACCCACAUAUCAGACUAACCAAAAAUAAUGCUAUGCAACUGCUAAGGCCUAUGGAACCUUAACACAUAUUUUUAAUAAAUAUGUUAUCCUCCUGUUACUUGAGCAUGAAUUUCAUGCAUUUCCUCUUGAGGAUCUCCUCGAAUUUGUUGUAAAGGUUGUUACGCUUCUCUUUUACAUACUGAAAUCAGCCACUGAUGACAAAUGUCAGGAUCUUUCCUUUCUGAGUGAAGAGGUCUUUUAAAUCUUAUUUUUGGUGGCCUUUGGACAACAAUUCCUUUUUAGCUCCCUUCUUUCUCCCCAAUUUGGAAUGCCCAAUUCCCAAUGUGUUCUAAGUCCUUAUGGUGCAUGGAGACUUGCCUCAAUCAGGGUGGUGGAGGAUGAUUCUCAGUUGCCUCCUCGUCUGAGAUGGUCAACCAAUGCAUCUUAUCUUGUGGCUUGUUGAACACGUUACCGCGGAGACAUAGCGUGUGUGGAGGCUUCACGCUGUUUUCCAUGGCAUCCACACACAACUCACCACACGAACCACCAAGAGCGAACCACAUUAUAGUGAUCACAUGGAGGUUACCCCAUGUGACUCUACCCUCCAUUUCAACCGGGCCAAUUUGGUUGCUUAGGAGACCUGGCUGGAGUCACUCAGCAUGCCAUGGAUUUGAACUCGUGACUCCAGGGGUGAUAGUCAGCAUUUUUACUCGCUGAGCUACCAAGGCCCCCCUUAGCUCCCUUUUAAUAUUGCCUCUUCUCCCUAGUAAUGAAAACUAGCAGUUAACAUUAGCCCUUUUAUUUGAAUAUUCCUUUGUCCUUUCCCCUUUCUGUUAAAAUAGACACAAAAAAAUCAGAUAUGAAAAACUAAAAAUCAGGAAAAUCUAAGACAAAGAAGAUUGAUACUUCAUACAUUUUAUGCUAAAUAUAAUAACAAAUAUAUUUUACUUACUCGACUUCUGCUGCUGCUGUGAACUUCACUACAGAAUGAUGAAGAGCUCGAGUUCAAACACUCAAUGCUUUUUUUUCUUGUUUUUAAGGAAAAUGUUAUAAGAAACCGUAUGUCAGUGUAUGAAGACUAGACACAUGGGGUAAAUCUUAUUUUGUGAUUUUAUUAUCUAGACUUAUGUAUGACCAGUCCUGUACUGUACGGUGCUAUUAGCAUCCGUAUAUUUGCCUACGGGGGUAAGGGACAAUUUUAAAGUCCACCCACUGCACUAAAGCAUAUGUGGUUGAAAUGUGGUGACCCCUGCCUUGAACGCUCAGCAUCGCUGAACCAUAUGAGGGAGUUGCGCCAAACAAUUCUUUCACUAAACUCAUGUUAUCUUAUAGCUGUAGGUGGGAUAACGCCGUUUGGGGCAGACCAAUGUACAAUGAGUUGCAAUAGUUUAACGUUGAUGUAAUAUGUGAGUGGGUCACAAUUUCCAAGUCUUUAUGGGAACGAAAUGUUUUUAUUUUAGAAAUAUAUCUCAGGGGGGAAAAGCUACCCUUGACAAAAUAUGAAGCCAGCUCAUCUGCCAAGCCAUUUUACAAAUGUUCUGUAGUUGAAAAGGCAAUGUUUAGCAAAUACAUUAUCUCUAUUCUUAUAUAAUACACAAUAUUUAAAAACACUUUGAAUACAAACAACCAAAUGCAAAAAUGGUAGCAAAAAAUUUUAUUCCCCUGAAACAAAGUCCACUCGUAAACACUGGGAUUGUGGGAGAGUUGCCAUAGUAAGAAGGUGCCGAUAAAGUGCUGUGAUAGAGCUGGCAUGUACUCUAUAGGAAAUGAAUACUCUAUUUGAGGUAGAGAGCUUAAAAGGUAACUCUUGCUGUGUCUCAUCAAGUUUGGAGUCUUUUCUGUGUUUACACAGGAAAAUGACUCAAUUAAAUAUCAGACAAAAUUAAGUAUUACAAUACAUUUUCAGAAAAACAUCAAUGCUAACUGCAAACACUUUGUACUAUAAAGAUUAAUUUAUAUAGUGCAUACUAAAGUUGGUAUACUUUAUGGAAUUUGGGCCAGCAUCUGCAUCCUUAACAGUUCUAUUUAAAUCUUAUUUAACCUAUAUAACUUAUUUUAAAACAUAAUUACAAUAAAAAAAUGUGGCCUUGCAUUGCUCGCACGAGUUUGACCGCUGGAUAAAUGUGUUUAAACUUGCGUUCACGCGAGUAACGUCAACCCAUGAGUAUUCGUUGUCCACACGUUAACAACACGUUUACUACAUGUUGAUAACGCGUUGUCAACAUGUUGAUUUCAUGUGACAUUCUUGUUUUUUACACCAUUCAUCCAUCUUUAGUUUUAUAUCAUUACAUCAACAAUUGUGUGGCUGCAAAGUUACAACAGUGGAACUCACAAAAUGUUGGUUUAGGAUACAGACCAUUGUAAUAAAUAUGUAUUUGGAAAACAUGAAACUUUACUCUUUGAACAUUUUUAUUGAAUGUAUGUUAUGACCA